AUGCAUUUUUGUCUAUCGACUUCCUUUACCUUAGACACGCCUGAUGUUAAAUCGAGUUCAUUCCCCUUAGAAAUACCUAAGUCUACCUCAAAGGAGUGGCGUCUAGUGGGAUAUCCACGACAGCUUCAACCAACUUUUUACACAUACGCUGCAUCAGAUCAGCUUUUUUCCACCGCAGAGUGCUUUUCCAAGCCAUCACCUGGCUCAGAUCCACCGUUAUCUCCAAUAUUGAGCCAUGCCCCGACCUUGGCCACGGCCACUCUCUCCAUUCCACCCCUCUCAUGGAGUGAUUGGCAGGCUGCAUAUAUUUCCAUUGCCACCGGACUAUCGAAGUUCCGACUUACCAGCCUCGUCGUUACUACAGCACUGGCAGGUUAUGCCCUUGCGGCAGCUACUCCAUUUGCCAGUGAAGCUUUCAUCAACAAUCCUUUGACUACCGGCUUAUUUUUAGCUCUAGGCACUGGGCUCACUAGUGCUGCAGCCAACACCGUCAAUCAGGUAGGGAAGCGGUAA
This is a messenger RNA of Protopolystoma xenopodis, 513 nucleotides long. NCBI's taxonomy places the organism in Eukaryota, Metazoa, Platyhelminthes, Monogenea, Polystomatidea, Polystomatidae. The record is from the annotation of a GenBank genome assembly.